AUGAGGCGGAAGGAGAAGCGGCUCCUGCAGGCGGUGGCGCUGGUGCUGGCGGCCCUGGUCCUCCUGCCCAACGUGGGGCUUUGGGCGCUGUACCGCGAGCGGCAGCCCGACGGCACCCCCGGGGGUUCGGGGGCGGCGGUGGUCCCGGCGGCGGGACAGGGCUCACACAGUCGGCAAAAGAAGACGUUUUUCUUGGGAGAUGGGCAGAAGCUGAAGGACUGGCAUGACAAGGACGCCAUCCGGAGGGAUGCCCAGCGCGUAGGAAAUGGAGAACAAGGAAGACCUUACCCCAUGACCGAUGCUGAGAGAGUGGAUCAGGCGUACCGAGAAAAUGGAUUUAAUAUCUACAUCAGUGAUAAAAUCUCCUUGAAUCGCUCUCUCCCAGAUAUCCGGCACCCAAACUGCAACAGCAAGCGCUACCUGGAGACACUUCCCAACACAAGCAUCAUCAUCCCUUUCCACAACGAGGGCUGGUCCUCCCUCCUCCGCACCGUCCACAGUGUGCUCAAUCGCUCGCCCCCAGAGCUGGUCGCUGAGAUUGUGCUGGUCGACGACUUCAGUGAUCGAGAGCACCUGAAGAAGCCACUUGAAGACUACAUGGCCCUUUUCCCCAGCGUGAGGAUUCUUCGAACCAAGAAACGGGAAGGGCUGAUAAGGACCCGAAUGCUGGGGGCCUCAGUGGCAACUGGGGAUGUCAUCACAUUCUUGGAUUCACACUGUGAAGCCAAUGUCAACUGGCUUCCCCCCUUACUCGACCGCAUUGCUCGGAACCGCAAGACCAUUGUGUGCCCAAUGAUUGAUGUAAUUGACCACGACGACUUUCGGUACGAGACACAGGCAGGGGAUGCCAUGCGGGGAGCCUUUGACUGGGAGAUGUACUACAAACGGAUCCCGAUCCCUCCAGAACUGCAGAAAGCUGACCCAAGUGACCCAUUUGAGUCUCCCGUGAUGGCUGGUGGACUGUUCGCUGUGGAUCGGAAGUGGUUCUGGGAGCUGGGCGGUUAUGACCCUGGCUUGGAGAUCUGGGGAGGGGAGCAAUAUGAAAUCUCAUUCAAGGUGUGGAUGUGUGGGGGCCGCAUGGAGGACAUCCCCUGCUCCAGGGUGGGCCAUAUCUACAGGAAGUAUGUGCCCUACAAGGUCCCUGCCGGAGUCAGCCUGGCCCGGAACCUUAAGCGGGUGGCAGAAGUGUGGAUGGACGAGUAUGCAGAGUACAUUUACCAGCGCCGGCCUGAAUACCGCCACCUCUCCGCUGGGGACGUCGCCGCCCAGAAAAAGCUCCGUAGCUCCCUUAACUGCAAGAGUUUCAAGUGGUUUAUGACAAAGAUAGCCUGGGACCUGCCCAAGUUCUACCCACCCGUGGAGCCCCCGGCUGCAGCUUGGGGGGAGAUCCGAAAUGUGGGCACAGGGCUGUGCGCAGACACAAAGCAUGGGGCCUUGGGCUCCCCACUGAGGCUAGAGGGCUGCGUCCGGGGUCGCGGGGAGGCCGCCUGGAACAACAUGCAGGUAUUCACCUUCACCUGGAGAGAGGACAUCCGGCCUGGAGACCCCCAGCACACCAAGAAGUUCUGCUUUGAUGCCAUCUCCCAUACCAGCCCUGUCACGCUCUAUGACUGCCACAGCAUGAAGGGCAACCAGCUGUGGAAAUACCGCAAAGACAAGACCCUGUACCACCCUGUCAGUGGCAGCUGCAUGGACUGCAGUGAAAGUGACCACAGGAUCUUCAUGAACACCUGCAACCCAUCCUCUCUCACCCAGCAGUGGCUGUUUGAACACACCAACUCAACAGUCUUGGAAAAAUUCAAUAGGAACUGAGCCCUCAUGUCCCCUUGGCAGGCCCCACAGGGUCUGGCAUUCACUGCAGCCAUCCUUUUAAGGGAAGCAGGGCCUCUGUGCGCACUGGGUGUAAAAGGUGCUGGCCAAAUGGUUCAGGGUGAAGAGGACUCUUGAAUCAGGGGCUGGGGUCUGCCUGGUCCUUGAGCCCCUGAGCUGGGGGGUAGGGUGAAGAGCAGAUCCCACAAGAAGCCCCACAGGGAGCAGAGCCUGCUUUAAUCCCUGCUGGCAUCACAGAAAAGCAGCAGGGCCUUUUCAACUUUAUCACUAUGUCCCCUUGAGCAUUAUGUGAGAGAAUACCAGGGUAGCCUAGGCCACCCAAAAAUGAGUCCUGCAAGGUUGCCCAGCCCUCAGGUGGCUCUCCUACAUGAUGAUACUUUAGAAAGAAAAGUAAAAUGUCCCUGUUUGGGGCAGCUUUUAGUACUGAUGCCACUCAUCAGAAGGGAAAGAAGUCUUUUUGGGGCUUUUUCGUUUCUGCUCUCCUAGGGGGUACAUGGCAGUUACUGCCCAGCUUCUGUUUUCUGUCACAACCCCAGGUGAUUUGGUCUGGUCAAAGGCCAUGCUUGGGGCCCUCAGAAUGUUCAGUACCAAAUGCUGGUCAAGGAGUUGGAAGAGGGACCCCCCCAGACAUUUCUCUGCAGCUAUGAACAUGCAGGAUAUUUCCCCCUGCUCUCUGGGUAUUUAAAAUGUCCAUUUUAGCAGUCUCCAGGCACAAGGACAGCCCAGCCACCAGCUUUUCAGGGCAGUGUUUCAGAUGCCCUUGAGCCCAUGGAAAAGGCCAAGUAGACCUCCAAACUAGAAAUGCUGGCUAAUUUUCCCUGAUCCAUGCUUCCAUUUCCCCUUCUCUCUUCCCCAGGCAAUUACUGGACUCAAAAGAGAAACAGAGGUGCUGCGAGGUGCUUACCUCACAGAGUCUGGAGGCCUCCAGGAUCAACUGUGGGCAAAGUGCCUGCCUCUGACCUCAUCAUGGUUCUAGUUCUCAUUUGGAACUCCAGAAUUGUAAAAGAACUCUAUAAUUGGAUUGCAAACUAGAAUGCUACCUAGGAUUCUGGUAUUCCAGCAUCCAAUAUGGAUUUCUAGAAUGCUGUGAUUAAAGGAGCCAGCCAGGUGUAAUACAGUCAAGGCAGCCCCCAGCCUAGAGACAAUCUGUGAAAUCCAAAGUUGGUGGUGUUGGGGAAGCAGGGGGACAUGAGUGUCCCUCAGCUCAAAGCAGAGGCUGUGGUAUGACAUGGUCCUCAGUGAAGAUCUGCACCCUGGGACCUCCCACCAUCAUCACAGCUGCAGUCUCAUUUGCAGUGGAGAAAUGAAACCGUUGUCCCACAGCCAGAUAUACACCCAGCUCCAUGCCAGCCCUUCAUGUUUACCUUUUGCUUUGUUAAUUACAUGUCAGACUCCUAGAGGGCCUCCAGACUAAUAGAAAGCAUUUCUGUAACCAACCUGCCACCCACUCAUUCAGAAAUGGAAAUCACAUUCCACAGUCUAUGGCUUCCACCAACUAGCCCAGGAAAUACUUGAAAUCAGCAUUCCAAUUAGUGUUGGGUCUCUUGAUUGUGUCAUUUACCAAUUAAAUAACUAAGACAUAAGUCUGGGAACAGAGCCACAAAUCUGCCUUUGAGAUGCUGGCUGAUCUCAAGGCCAUCAAUUAUUGGCGGAGGGAGGGACAAACGCUCCCAACCAUCCACCAGUCAGACUGAAUGUGUAGCUGGCAAAGAAUUACUUCCACUUCUGGCCCAGCACAAACCCUGCUCUGGCCACCUGUCUGCAAGAGGUGACCCCUGCAGCUUUAGAAGCGGCCCUCUGUAGAAAGAAGUCAAAAGAUGAGGCCCCUUCUAGAAUCUAGGAUAACAAGAGUGUUGGCAGUUUGAGGAGUUGAACUAAGAUUCAUCAUCAGAGAGUAAUGCAGUGUCAUUAAAAUAAAAACUGUGCCUUUUAAAAAGAAAAAUGCAAAUAUACAGCAAAUCCCUAAACUUGAACCAUUUCCUAGUGCCUUGCUAGACAAAUGUAAAGGGGUAGGGUUGUGGGGAGGGGAACAUUUUUGGUGGCGUGUGCAGUUCCUACUGGAUGAGUGCGUGUUUCUUAAUGUCUAAUUUCAAGCAGGAGAUGUCGGGCCUGGAGCAAGAUCUGAGACUGAGAUGCCCCCAAGGGUAAGAGGUCAGAUUUAUUCCAGUUAGUGCAAGUCACACUCCAAACUAAAGGCUGGGCAGUGCAUUUAGUUUGUGGCCUAGAAGGCCUCAUCAGCCCCCAAGAGGAGGCCUUGCAUUACCUCACUAGGACCUGUUUGGGGGCCAUGCCUGCAGUUCACCCUCUGAACCCUCAGAGUGUUUGUCCUGUUUCUCGUCAUGGGGUUAAGGUGUGCAGAGCACUAGCCAGACUUCCACAUAGUCCUGCCCGAAGUGGGCGGCAGUAUUCCUGGCAUGACCAGGAUUCCUGUGAAAGCAGGAGCAGCAGCAAGCCGUCCCAAGCCUGCCUUUGGUUCUCCUUUAGAGUCUGGGUUCACACCUGAAAAGGGAUGGGCGCAUCCUCUGAGCAGUCUGUCACUUGUCAUUGCUGAGCCCACAUCAGUAGGUCUGGGGACUUGACAAAGCAUGUGGGAGGGGAAGGAAGAACAGAACUUGAUUGACUCCAUUUCUUGGAACAACUGAUUAAUUGCUAAUACUAAACCACUCAUUGUUAUGGCUUUGUUUUUGAAAACCACCUGUCUCAAGGAUUCAGAUUUCCGCUCACAUCCCCAGCUGAUACUCAAUACAACUCAACCAGGAGCCUGUAGAGAUGCUGACAGCCAGGUGAUGGGUGAGACUGUGGGUCCCUUUUCCUCUAAAGCCUUUACUCUGAGGAUGAGGUCACAAAAUAGGGUGUGACUAGAAAGUAUCUUGACCAUGUGGCCCACCAGCAGCUUUUCCGAAGGGGAACUCCAGGACCAUUUCAUAAUGCAAAGAGCACUGUUGCUUUAAGUACAAAGCCUUCAGGGCCUUUGAAGGCGGCUAAACUUGCAGGCGUGUGUGUGAAAAGCCAUCCCAUCUUCUGCCUCCAACUGGAGCUUUCAGCUUUUCAGUCAGAACUAUUGAUUCUUUCCUUUAGGAAAAAACCGCUCAGGCAGAACGGGGUACAUCCACAGGAGGAAUCUGGUAAGAGCAUGGGACCAGGAAAGAAAGAGCAGUUUCUGUUGAAGAUGUAGCAAACGGAUUUCCAAAGUCUACAUAACAUUCACUUUUCAAACUUCCCACCAGUGGAAUUUCUUUUUUUCCUUAAGAAAUAGGUGAUGUCUUUGAAAACAGCUCCAUAUAUCUUUCUGUGUGUCUCCAUUUUCCUAGUCUCUGGAGUCUCAAAAACAGUGGCAAUGCACUUUAUAGUACUAACUGAGAAAUCAGAUUCCCUGCUUCAGCGGUAUCUAGUUUGUACAGGUUGGGUGAUCUUUUAUAAUUCCUCGGAGGCAAUGCAUUUUUAAUGUUUUUUGAUGCUUUGUAAUUGUGAGAGGGGGUCAAGAAGUACAGUUCUGUUCUGGAAUUCUUUAUUGCUUUCAACGGAUGCUCUUUGUGAAAAAUCCAAGUAAUAUUUUAGUUCAAACUUGAUCUUGAGCCAAGGCCCACUGCCACCUCUGGGGUGGGAGUUGGACCUACAUAGCAAGUGACAAGUUCAUCUUAACAUCUGCUUCCAAAAUGGCUUUGAUUCAGCCAUGCCAGGCAACAGAACAGGGCCACUCCUGCUCUGUUAUUGGCUUGAAGACUAGGAUCCCAAAGGGGUUGCAGGCAGGAAUAUUUGGAAAUUCAGACUGGAAUUCCAUGCUGAAAGCUCAAGACCACCGGCCUCCCCUCCUGCCUGGAAAAGUGAGCCUUUGUGAAGGACUGACUUACCACGUACAAUUGUGAUUGUGAAUGUUGUUGAGUAAACCUCCAGUCUUUCUCUAAA
This is a messenger RNA of Sapajus apella (tufted capuchin), 5736 nucleotides long. It is a transcript of the gene GALNT10, whose product is annotated as polypeptide N-acetylgalactosaminyltransferase 10. The coding region runs from base 1 to 1812 and encodes 603 amino acids. The transcript is spliced from 12 exons. NCBI's taxonomy places the organism in Eukaryota, Metazoa, Chordata, Mammalia, Primates, Cebidae. The record is from RefSeq and is a predicted model, not a curated record. Gene Ontology annotation, cellular component: Golgi apparatus.